UGCUCCCCCUCCUCAUCCUACUCCUCCUCCUCCUCUUCCUCAGCAGCUACUGCAGCAGCAGCCCGGUGCCUCCCGGAUGGAUACAUGAAGAAAUCCCCACCGCACGGCCACCAUCCCCGCCACAAUGGGCCGCAAGCCUUUCACUGCGUUGUCGUGUUGAUAUCGAGAUAUUUCAGUUAUCAAAUAUGAAUCAUGCAUUUGAUAUUUCUGGCCACUUUGCUCGUCGGCAUCCUUUCGCCCUGGCUUCAUCCAUCACUAGCGUCAUCCGUUUCUCCUGGAGUGGAGGACAAGGUUGAUCUGGAUGCAGUGGCAGCGCUGCUGAAGCAACAGGCAACUGCAGCACCUGCCACAGACAACACAACACACCAUGCAGUAGAGCAUGAGAUCACCUACCCCUCCCGCUUAAUUUACUACCUAAACGAGGACUCGGAGAGUACGUACCAUGACCUGGACACGAGAGUCAAGAACCAGGCCACAGAGGGCCAGACUAUCCACCUUGCCCAGGCCAGUUUCCAGUUAGAAGCAUUUGGUUCCAGAUUUGUCCUGGAUCUCAGGUUAAACAAUGGCUUGCUGUCUUCAGAUUAUGUCGAGAUCCAUUAUGAAGGGGGCAAACCCGUUCUUUCAAAGGGCGGUGAGCACUGUUACUACCAUGGCCAGGUGAGAGGGAACGAUAAUUCCCAUGUGGCCUUAUCUACGUGCAACGGGCUGCACGGGAUGUUUGACGAUGGAGUCUAUGUCUAUCUAAUCGAGCCUUUAGAACAGACUCAUUCAAUCGAUACAGCUGCAAGGCCACACAGACUAAGACGAGCAGCCUCCCUUCAUUGGAACAAUGAUCCAGAGGAACAGGUGGAGGAGGGGCAGCUCUUCCCAGAGCUGGAUGACUUGUCCUGGCUGAAGCGCAGGAAAAAGAGAGCUAUGCCUCGCAAUGUGUUCGAGGAGACGAAAUAUUUAGAGAUCAUGAUUGUCAGCGAUCACAGUAUGUACAAACGACACAGGACGAAGCAGCACACGAGGAAUUUUGCAAAGUCAGUGGUGAACCUCGUGGAUGCUAUCUUCAAAGAGCAGCUACAUACACGCGUGGUGCUCGUUGCUGUGGAGAUCUGGACGGACAAGGAUCAGAUCCCCGUCAGUGUGAGGCCGCUGGAAAUGCUGCGAGACUUCGCCAAGUACCGGCAGCAGAGCAUCAAGCAGCACGCAGACUCAGUUCACCUCUUCUCAAACGUGACCUUCCAUUAUCGCAGAAGCAGCGCAGCGUACUUCGGGGGCACGUGCUCUCUGAGCCGCGGGGUCGGAGUCAAUGAGUACGGCACCACCGGGUCCAUGGCCGUGUCUCUGUGCCAAAGUCUGUCACAGAAUCUUGGAAUCCAGUGGGACCCAGCAUCUAAGAGAAAGGAAUGUGGUUGUUCGGACCCAUGGACUGGCUGCAUAAUGGAGGACACUGGGGUCCAACAUCCACGGAGAUUCUCCAAAUGCAGCAUCUCGGACUACAAGGAGUUCCUCCUGAAAGGUGGCGGCUCUUGUCUGUUUAACAGGCCAACCAAGCUGUUCGAGACAACCGAGUGCGGGAAUGGAUUUGUAGAAGUGGGAGAGGAGUGUGACUGCGGAGGCAGAGCUGAGUGCUACAAGGAAUGCUGCAAGAAAUGUUCCCUUGCCAACGGGGCACACUGCAGCGAUGGCCCGUGCUGCAAUAACACAUGUUUGUUCUAUCCCCGAGGUUACAGUUGUCGCUACGCUGUGAACGACUGUGAUAUCUCAGAGACCUGCUCUGGAGACUCCGGACAGUGCCCUCCCAACCUUCAUAAACAAGAUGGCUACCAGUGCCAGAUGGACCAGGGUCGCUGCUACAGUGGAGAGUGCAAGACCAGAGAGAGCCAGUGUAAAUACAUCUGGGGGUCAAAGGCUGGAGGUUCAGUGAAGUUCUGCUAUGAGAAGCUCAACACAGAAGGCACAGAGAAGGGCAACUGCGGAAGAGACGGAGAGAAGUGGGUCCAGUGUAGCAAACACGACGUUUUCUGUGGUUACCUUUUGUGUACCAACACUGGCCGUAAUCCACGUAUUGGAGUAAUAAAAGGAGAGAUAACUACCACCUUCUUCAACUAUAAAAAUGGACAGAUAGAUUGCAGUGGUGGCCAUGUCCUCCUGGACGAUGACACCGAUUUAGGCUAUGUAGACGAUGGGACUCCCUGUGGGCCGUCAAUGAUGUGCCUUGACCGCAAGUGUCUGCCCAUCCAGUCACUCAACAUGAGCACCUGCCCCAGCGGACCUAAUGGUCAGGUGUGCUCUGCCCAUGGGGUGUGCAACAAUGAAGCCACAUGCACCUGUGACGCCACAUGGGCAGGGACAGACUGUAGCAUGCCUGACCCACCUAAAGAGCCUGAGGCCACUCAGGACGAAGGGCCCAAGGUGAGCGUGGCCACUAACAGGCUGAUAGGGGCAGUAGCAGGGACCAUUCUGGCCCUGGGGGUGAUUUUUGGAGGCACAGGGUGGGGAAUAGAAAAUGUGAAGAAACGGCGAUACGACCCCAACGCCUCAGCCAUUUAACCCAGGGAGAGACGGCAAUCACCGAUGGACUCCUCCAAGGCUUCCUUAGUUGGCUACCUGACAGCUGGACUGCACUUAUUGCUGCUGAUCUUUUUGGCAUUAGAUUUACUUGAAAAAAGACAUAGUGGACAUUUUAACAAAUUCCAUUGUAGUUACAUAAGAAAUGCAACCUUUUCAGUAUCAUCUCACACAUAUACCAACCCCCACCACCCCACCCGCCCCGAUCUCUAGAGUCACAGUGCUCCUCUUCCAUAUUUUAGUGCCAGUGCACAGGCGUUCAGGCGGAAUCCACACCACUCUCUCACCUGGCAUGAUUAUCCACACCAAACGUGCUGCUUGCUGGCCCCCUGGCAUGAAGAGUCCUCCCUACAGGGCUCUGCAUGGCUCUCAAAGCUAUACUAUACUGCAAAAGCAUACACACAGGGAAAAAAAAAAAGACUUAUCCAGUAGAGGAGAUAGCCUCGUUAAAAAACCAAACCCAGCGGAAAACAGGUUGAACCUCCUUUAGUUCACUCAAAGGUGCUGCAUGUGAGUUAUCCAUAGAGGCAGUGCAGACCACACAGUGAAUGCACACACACACACACUCGCGCGCGCACACACACAAAAAUGUACAUAAAUAAGGAGUUCAUAUUUAGAAUUAUCAGCAUAUUUUAAAAGAACAUCCGUUUGCUUUUGUUUUUUAUCUUCGCAUGUUGAAUCGCAGGUGUUUUUGGCAAUGUUACUCAAACAAACAAACAAAAAAAAUACAGUUACGAUUUGGGCCUAAAUUGAAGUCGCACACUGCACAUCGCCUGCUGCGAUUGCUUCAAGGUUUAGAUUGACUUAAAAGCAGUUGUGAUGUCCAGGAGAAGCAUGUCAGUUCUAGAGGGAUUUAGACUGAGGUCGUGUCAGCCUAACAUCACCAGG
This is a messenger RNA of Solea senegalensis (Senegalese sole), 3447 nucleotides long. RefSeq names its product disintegrin and metalloproteinase domain-containing protein 23-like. Gene Ontology annotation, molecular function: metalloendopeptidase activity. Gene Ontology annotation, cellular component: presynaptic membrane. The record is from RefSeq and is a predicted model, not a curated record. Lineage: Eukaryota; Metazoa; Chordata; Actinopteri; Pleuronectiformes; Soleidae. Gene Ontology annotation, biological process: proteolysis. The transcript has 26 exons. The coding region runs from base 193 to 2541 and encodes 782 amino acids.